AUGGUAUUUAAAUUUACAAUUGAUAACUGGACAAAUAAAUUUACACCCAAGAAUCAGCUUCACAGAUUUCCAAAACCGUUGGUAAGAUUUUUGGGGUAUCACGAACCAAAAGCGCAACCUGACUAUUUCAUAUGGUUAGAGAUCUUAAUAAGCUCAUUUUUAGGAAUUCUUACAUUAGAAGGGAUGUUUAGAUCCCCUAACGUGUUUAAGAAUCACAAUGGACCAAUAAUCAUUGCUUCUUAUGGAGCCUCGGCAAUUCUUUGCUUCAAUGCAUCUCAAGCACCCUUAGCUCAACCAAGAAGUGUCAUAUUAGGUCAUUUCUCCAGUGCUUUGAUUGGAACUUGUCUAGAGAAAUUAUUCAGUCUUUCUGAAGGGGGUAGAAAUCAUUAUUAUCUCGGUGGAGCAUUGAGUGUGGGUGUUAGUUCGGUGGUGAUGUCUAUCUUGAAUGUUGUUCAUCCUCCUGCGGGUGCAAGUGCAUUAUUACCGUUCAUCGAUGAUGAGAUUCGAAGUAUGAGUUGGUGGAUUCUUCCCAUGCAUUUAGUCAGUAGUGUAGUCAUUGUGGGAGUUGCAUGUAUCACCGGUAAUGUCAUAAGGAAAUAUCCUGUUUAUUGGUGGACCCCUUAUAAAAAACCAACAGAACCUCCAGUAGAAUCAAAAUCUCAAUCUCCAACACCCGAGAAACCUCCUACUAACAAUAGCUCAGAAGAGGAGAAAGAUGUUUCAACAACCAAUCUGAAACCAUCACUUUUUAUUAAUGAAAAAGAAUUGAUCAUUCCUCCAGAAUUGAUAUUGGAUGAAGUUGAGUUAGAUUUCCUUCAGUCCAUUCAAUUGAAAAUAUCUGAAUUGCAUAGUUCCCCUGUUUAA
Yamadazyma jaroonii is the source of this 864-nucleotide messenger RNA. Lineage: Eukaryota; Fungi; Ascomycota; Pichiomycetes; Serinales; Debaryomycetaceae. The record is from the annotation of a GenBank genome assembly.